UAUGGGGAGCAUUGGAAAAAAAAAAAAAAAAAAGAUCACAUGUUGUGCGCGUUUGGCGCAUAACAUGGACACAGUCGGGCGCACGAAACCGCUUUGUUGGAUGCCAAUCUCGAGACUAAAAUGGAUGAUUCUUGUGUUGAGAAGCCCUCAACUUUAGAAAUGCUGGCGUCUACGAUUCAGGAAAGGAGUUCUACAAUCCUAGGAAUUUCGUCGUUCUUACUCGGUGCAGUGGCAGUUGCAGCCUUUGUCUUUCUCAAACAAAAGAAUGCAACUCCAGAUUAUGUGGUGGUUCCAGCAUGUUUGCCCAAGAACAACCUAGUAUCAUCAGCUUCUGCAAAGCCUAUAGUGCAAGAGAAACAAUCUUCUGAUGAGGAUUGGGAACCAGAAACCGAUGUUGUUGCAGAGUCGUCUUGCCCUUCGGAAAUGAGCACAUCUCACAGCAGAAAGGAUGAUGCAAUGCAGACCAGCAGAGCUCAGAGACGGGAAAGAAAACCGGGUAAAAGCAGCAGUUCGAGAAGGGAGUCGGUUGCUGCUUCUUCGGAUUACUCUCUGGGUUCGCCAUCGCCUUCUUAUGGAAGUUUCACCACCUAUGAGAAGAUCCCAAUCAAACAUGGAAGUGGUGGAGGUGAAGAAAUUAUAACUCCUGUGAGGCGCUCUAGCAGAAUUCGAAGCAGCCAAGUUACUUCACCAUGAAUUCUUCAAGUCUGAAGCUUUCUUCACCAUGAACUGAAGAACUCAGCUCUCAACAUAACUUUAGGCAUUAGAUUUUAACAUCUCACGUGUGCAGAUGGGAAUUUAUAGUCAGUUUCUGACUGAACUUGAAAUGAUUGUUUGUGAUUUUCUAGGAUGUUGGUAGCUUAGGUUAAAAACAUUGCUGUUUUUUUUGUUCACAUUCUGUUUAUAUUUAGUACUUGUGGUGAAGUGUGUUGGAGAUAUAUGGUUGCCUUAUGGAAUCAAAAAGCGUGGUCUAGUGAGUAGAUUAUUAUCCACAACUUCACAAUGUCAAACAAUUAUAUGUAUGCACAAUA
This is a messenger RNA of Ipomoea nil (Japanese morning glory), 1028 nucleotides long. RefSeq lists its product as uncharacterized. The record is from RefSeq and is a predicted model, not a curated record. The transcript is spliced from 2 exons. Lineage: Eukaryota; Viridiplantae; Streptophyta; Magnoliopsida; Solanales; Convolvulaceae. Bases 121 to 693 code for a protein of 190 amino acids.